Messenger RNA from Suillus paluster, 957 nucleotides. Its product is annotated as aspartic peptidase domain-containing protein. Gene Ontology annotation, molecular function: aspartic-type endopeptidase activity. NCBI's taxonomy places the organism in Eukaryota, Fungi, Basidiomycota, Agaricomycetes, Boletales, Suillaceae. The transcript has 7 exons. Gene Ontology annotation, biological process: proteolysis. Bases 1 to 957 code for a protein of 318 amino acids. The record is from RefSeq and is a predicted model, not a curated record.
AUGUUUGGAGGCGUUGAUUCAUCAUUAUUCGUUGGUAAUAUUACAUAUGUCCCUGUCACAAGCACCUAUCCUGCAGUGUUAUCUUGGGGGAUCAAUGUAGCGAGUUGCUUUUACGGUGAAACAAUUAUUUUUUUGACUUCGACUGCUGGAACUUUUGAUACUGGAAAUUCACUCGUAGCGCUUGCUGAUGACUUUUUUGCCACAUGCAUGGCUGCCAUUCCUGGUUCGUAUUAUGACAACCAGUCAUCAUUCAUUGUUAUCCCAUCAUCAUCAAUUGGGAACAUGCAACCGCUGAACCUUACGAUUGGCGGUGCUGUGUUUACAAUGGACGUUGCUGCACAGCUUGUCCCAAUUGGCCAGGACUCUGCUUGGGAUGGCAAUCCUGGAGUACAGUAUGGUACAGUCGGACCCUUGGGACACCAAAGUGGCCAGGGCUGGGAUUUCAUCCUCGGUCAGAAGUUUCUAGAAAGAUAUUACGCCGUCUUUGAUGGUGAAAAGAAAUGUGUGGGUUUAGCAUAUACCUCAUCAUCAGAUAGCGACUACUCGAUGAUGAGUCAGUCACCGCCUGAGCGCGAAAAACUGAAACUGAAGAAAUCCCUGCAAAAACGCGUGAGGGAAUCCUCAGAUAGUGACACCAAUGUGAAGAAACCCAAAAAACGAACAAAGAAACAUAAAGACUCAGACUCAGGCAAACAGCAAGUACAUGCCAGCACAACAUGUUUAUCUCUCAAUGUCCAAUACAGGAAAGGAAUGUCACUGCAAGAGCAAUGCUUACACAUUGCACAUUGGAUACCCCAAGGGGUAGACAUGUUUUGCAAACUUACUGAUGUCUUUCGUGUUGCACCUCUCGUCGAGCAACGAGAAGCAGCCGAAAAAGUAGACCAUAUCGAGGAUGAACAAGUUAAGAAUGACUGCGAAGCAAUCUUGAAGAACAUCUCCAAGGAUGAAGAGGCAUGA